AUGGCCAGAGCUUACUUCGCGUCGAAUCACUACACAUCCACCACGACGACUUGUCUUAGCUCUGCCCAGACCUGCACUAUUACCACUACCGAACCCUCGCCGUCGUCGCCUCCCCCGCCGACUCCAUACAACCUCUCGCGACUCGUCGGCUCUCUCUCGUCCUACAAGGCCGCCGACUACGCCAAUUACAAGUCCCCCAGGCUGCCAAUGCCUCUCGAGCUCGCCAUCUCGUCGCGAGCGCAUUGGCUCAGUCGAGUCCGGUCAUGUCUUCGCCUACUCAUCAUCGUUCUCAGCGGCGCCGUCGUCUGCAUGCUCAUGCACACGUUUGAAAUCUACCGCGGCAACCGCUAUAUCGAUCUGCGCAAGGGCGAGCUGCCCAUGGUCUGGCCUGCCCACACCAACCUCGCGCCUUCUAUUGUUCUGUUUGCCAUUGCCGCCGGCAACUUCCUCGCCUCGGUCGCCAUCCUCACCCUGUCCUUUAAGCGCUCUUUCCGCCGACCAUUUCGCUCACGGGACGUCUACCGCAUCGUCGCUGGAAGCUUUGGAGUCAUCAUGUGGGUCACAGCGUUGGUCGUGUUCAACUUGUUGGACAAGGCAAGUAAAGCCAGCUUGGGAAGGUACUCGUGCACCAACGCGAAUGUCUUGACCAAUGGACGGUACCAGUACCGCGCUGUCUGCGAAGAGCAGGGUGUCGCAUUCUACACUGCUAUUGGUGCAGCUACCGCAGAGCUCAUCACACUCAUCACCCUUGCCAUCUCAGCCCUCCUCUCCGUCAAGAACCAGGAACCUCCACCAACAAUAAAAAUCCGCGAGAAGAACAACUCGAUAAGUUCGGGCUCAAAGUACCACAAACCCUUAAAACGAUAG
Messenger RNA from Alternaria postmessia, 867 nucleotides. RefSeq lists its product as uncharacterized. Bases 1 to 867 code for a protein of 288 amino acids. The record is from RefSeq and is a predicted model, not a curated record. Lineage: Eukaryota; Fungi; Ascomycota; Dothideomycetes; Pleosporales; Pleosporaceae. The transcript is spliced from 2 exons.